CUAUGCCAAUACUACAAGACCUGAGGACACCGCCCAAUACAUGAUGCUGAAUCUCAUCGAAGAUGUAAAAGGACUGUUUGAACGCCUAAACAACAACCACAGUAGGAAAGUGGUUCUGGUUGGUCACGACUGGGGAGGCAUGAUCAGCUUCUGCUUUGCGACGUUAUACGAAACUUUCAUUGACGGGAUGGUGAUCAUCAACGGCAUGCACCCAAUGGCAUUUGCAAAACAACUCUUUCGAAGCGUGAGGCAAAUGAGAAUGUCCUGGUACCAACUUCCAUUUCGACAUCCCGUUGUUCCCGAGCAGUAUUUGAUAAUGUGGGAUUUCCACUUCUUUGAUAAAGUGCACCGAGGUUUCACUAAAAACGAGACAGAAGCUCACAAGUACAUGUUUUCGAAGGAUGGUGCGCUGACCGGUGCCAUAAGCUACUACCGUGCCUUCAACAACGACAGCAAUCAACUACGGAAGCUGCCGUACAAAAAGAUUAACGUUACCACUCUGAUUCUGUGGGCAGAGGAAGAUGCCUUCAUUAUGUCUCCGAUUGCCAAGUAUAACCAAGAGUGGUUGAAAACGUCAGAAGUCGUGUACUACAGAGGGGCAGGCCACUGGCUACCCAGAGAAUGUUCCGCGCAGGUAACUGAGCGAAUUCGUGAAUUUGCAAACAAUAUCACGGCAGGGCGAACAGUGACAGAAGAAGUGAAACUAGAGCCGAUGCUGGGAACGUGUCAAGAAGCCAGCUUUCCAUCUCGCCGUGGAUGGCUGUCGAAACUGCUCCCGUGGCUUCCCCGUAAUGCCAACCUUCCCAAACAAAUGAGAGAAUAAAAAAAGACUGGCUUUACAGAUGUAAGCAUAUCUACGAAUGACCGCCGCAAUAGAGAAAUAAAAGUAACUUCGU
Messenger RNA from Dermacentor silvarum, 896 nucleotides. Its product is annotated as epoxide hydrolase 2-like. The transcript is spliced from 4 exons. Gene Ontology annotation, molecular function: hydrolase activity. The record is from RefSeq and is a predicted model, not a curated record. Bases 41 to 823 code for a protein of 260 amino acids. Lineage: Eukaryota; Metazoa; Arthropoda; Arachnida; Ixodida; Ixodidae.